CGGGGUAAUUACUCCACUGGAGUCUGCAGCGCUGCACAGUAGUACAAUCCGGCGUCUUAUCAUCAGCUGGGGUCAUUAUUGGGGCACCUUCCCACCCCGGGCGACACGACAAUUUACACCAGAACUCCAACAGUGAAACGCUCCCAGCCGCUUCCGCUUGUGCCCACCACGCCCGCCGCGGAUGCGCAGGCCCCAGGGCGCCGAGCCGAGGCGAGGCGAAUCCAUGCCCCCGUGCCGUGCCCUCGCACUCCUCUGGACUCUGAACCGAAUGAUCCUCUGCCACCCCGACGCCGCGGGCGCGAGCCCCGAAAGCACCGCCCGCUCCCACACCCGGCACGAGGACGAGGCCACUCGCCACCCACUCAGUCACCCAACUCGCCCUCCCCCUCCGUCGCUCUUCCCGUGAAACCCUCCAGGAUCCAACGAAAAAGGCGAAAUCUCCGAACCACACCGCCAUAAUCUCACACCAACCGGCGCCCCGGUGCUCCUAAAAUGGCUUAGCGGACGCGAGCGUUUCUCUCGCAUCUCUGCGGUACUGGUACUACGCGCCGCGCCGUGCCGUGCCGCAAUGCCGGCGCCCGACCAUGCCGCGGCGGCGGGCGGGGCUAGGGGCCACGCGCACCUCACAAACUGCAUCCACCUGCGCCACCACCACGCGCACGGGGGAGCGGGAAUCGGAGGCGGAGGCGCGUCGUCGUCGUCGGGGCGGAGGCGGAGCCCCACGUCCGUGGCGUCGGCGGCGCUGAUGCGCGACCUCCUCGCGCUGCAGCGCUCGCGAUCGCUCCGCGACCCGUCCACACGCCGCUCCGUCGAGUCAUCCAGGUCCAGGGUGGCGGCCGACCCCGACGCCGACUUUGACUCCGACGACGAUGGCGACGUCGAUCUCCCAGCCAAGUCCCGGCGCAGCGCCGGCGCCACCACGAUGACCGGGGCGCUCAAGACGCUCCUCGACCAGCUCGCCGAGAACCCCCACCCCCACCCCCACCCGAAACCUGUCCGACGCCCGCCCCGCCGCUUCAAACGCCGGGCCGGCCGCCGCGCCGCCACCGCCAGUAAACCUCCGGAUCGUGCGGCCGCGCUCUCCGUCAACUCCAGCUCCCAGGAGGCCGUCUGCGGCAACAAGUACCUGUUCCACGACGGGGAGGACGAUGGCGAGGAGCUGCAGCAGCAGGUGUCGCAGGACUCGCGCAACGUGUGCGGCAUUCCUUGGAAUUGGUCGCGCCUCCACCACCGCGGCAAGUCUAUCCUCGACAUGGCCGGCCGCAGCCUCUCGUGCGGCCUCUCGGACUCCAAGUCUGCGGCGGGGCGAAAAUCUGAAGCCGCCGCCGCCUCAGGCAACCGCGUCAAUGCCUCGCGUCCCCUUUUCCCGGUUAAGUCCGAGAGGCUGGCCUCCUCGACAAGCUCGGACUCCGACGCGUUGCCUCUGCUCGUGGAGGCCGCCGCCUCCGGUGCGCGCAACGUCAUUGGAGGCACUUCCGGGUGCUACUCUGGAGAGCUCGGGAUUUUCUCCAAUCAGACCAGCGAGAUGGACUCCGACCUGUUGUCUGAGGCUCACUCAGGGCAGAAGUCGCGGGCCUCGCAGCUCAGCCGCGGCCAACACCGGAGUCUGACGCAGAAAUUUGCACCGAGGACGUUCAAGGACGUGGUUGGGCAGAGCUUGGUGGUGCAGGCGCUGUCCAACGCCAUUGUGAGGAGGAAGAUUGGGCUGGUAUACGUGUUCUAUGGGCCACACGGUACUGGCAAGACAUCGUGCGCACGUGUCUUCGCCAAGGCGCUCAACUGCCACUCCCCUGAGCACCCGAGGCCCUGCGACUCGUGCACGUCGUGCAUCGCACACAAUCUUGGCAAGAGCAGGAGUCUUACGGAGAUUGGUCCCGUUGGCAACAUUGACAUGGAUCGCAUUGCGGAUGUCCUCGAUAAUGUGAUGCUUUCACCGGCACUAUCACACUACAGGGUAUUUAUAUUUGAUGACUGUGAUACAUUGCCAGCCAACACUUGGAGUAUCAUCUCAAAAGUUGUGGAACGGGCACCACGCCGUGUUGUGUUUAUCCUCGUCAGUCCCAACCUUGAACUUCCAAACAUCAUCCUGUCGAGAUGCCAGAAGUUCUUUUUCCCUAAGCUGAGGGAGUGCGACAUCAUCAACACUCUACAGUGGAUUUGCACCAGCGGAAGUCUAGACGUCGAUAGGGAUGCACUGAAGCUAAUUGCAUCCCGUUCUUAUGGAUCUUUGAGGGAUGCAGAGAUGACUCUUGAUCAGCUUAGUUUGCUGGGGCAGAGGAUUUCUUUGUCUCUUGUCCAAGAACUGGUUGGUCUGGUGUCUGAUGAUAAAUUGGUUGAUUUGCUUGAUUUGGCGUUGUCUGCCGACACUGUAAACACAGUGAGGACACUAAGAGACAUUACUGAAACCGGAGUUGAGCCUUUAGCGCUGAUGUCUCAACUUGCCACGAUAAUUACUGACAUUCUUGCUGGUUCCUAUACAUUUACACAAGAAAGACUACAACGAAAGUUCUUCAAGCGUCCUACUCUAUCAAAAGACGACAUGGAAAAACUACGUCAAGCCUUGAAAACACUAUCUGAAGCUGAAAAGCAGCUGAGGGUCUCUAAUGACAAGUCAACCUGGCUUACAGCUGCUCUGCUUCAGCUUGCACCUGAUAAACAAUAUGUGUUGCCAAGGUCAUCGACAAGCACGAGUUUUAACCAUGGUGCGGUAGUUGCUUCCUUUCCUGAUAGGGAUAUAACAAGGCACUCAACUCCUAAGCAUGAUGCUAACAUGGCAGGCACUUCAUAUGGUGUAAGGAUACCUGUUGACCACACAGAAAAUAGCCAUGUGUUGUUAACCAGUGCUGUCAGAGCAGAGCCGUCUAAACAUUGCAAAACGGAAAGUGAAAUGAUCUGGCAAGCUGUGCUUGAGAGUAUUCAGUCAGACACAUUGAGAGAAAUGAUGGGUAAGGACGGAAGGCUAAGCUCCAUAAGCCUAGGCACAGCACCGACAGUGCAACUAAUAUUUAGUUCACGUGUCAACAAGUCCAAAGCUGAAAAUUACAGAGGACACAUUCUGCAAGCAUUUGAGUCUGUCCUUCAUUCUGCUAUAAUACUUGAAAUCCGAUAUGAAUCAAAGAAUGAUGCAAGAGCAGGUCAUGCUCCAUCUAUAUUUCCAUACCCUGAGAAUGACUCUUCCAACACGAGAUUAAGUAGGUCCUUCACUAAACAUAGUCCCCUCUCUUCUGGAGGUGAGAAUCUAAUUAGGAGGCUUACAAAAGAUAGUGUUGUGAAGGGAGCUAGCUCCAGUAAGACUAGAUGGAUGCAAUCUGAUCCCCAUAUAUUAACAGCUGGUGAAAUUAUUGAAGUUGGGCCCACUCGCAUGCAUUGGCAUGCUCGAACAAAUAAUGGUGUUCUUGACACAAACGAAAGAAGAAGGGAUAAUGUAUGGGAAAAAGAAGCUUUGUCAUCACCAAACCAAGAGAGCAUGAUUAAUCGAAGAGGAAUAAAUGGGAAUAGACAGCAUCGACAGAACAGCAUAGUAAAAGGAAAGGUAUCUCUUGCUCAUGUUAUUGGGAGGGCAGAAGCUUGUUCUCAACGAGAAGGCUGGUCUAGACGAAAAGCUUUGUCGAUUGCAGAAAAGCUAGAGCAAGAGAAUUUGAGGUUGGAGCCUAGAUCAAGGAGUCUACUUUGUUGGAGAACUUCAAGGACUCGGAAGAAGCUCUCUUCAAUUAAUGUCAGGAAUCGAAGGUCACGAGCUGUAUCAAGGCUUAUCUUGUGUGGGAGAUGCAUUUCCACAAAAUCUCCGAGAUAGAAGACGUUGGUUCAUAAUAGGUUUUACAAGCUGUUAACUUAGCAUUCAUAAUUUAUUCAGUUUGUACCUUGUAGGCUGUAGCUGUGUCAGUUUGUAGGCCUUUUCUCUAUUCUGUAUAUUGCUUGACAUGUAAAAGAACGAUGAUAGAAAAUGGCAUAGCAAAUUCUUUUC
This is a messenger RNA of Phragmites australis (common reed), 3964 nucleotides long. RefSeq names its product protein STICHEL-like 4. Lineage: Eukaryota; Viridiplantae; Streptophyta; Magnoliopsida; Poales; Poaceae. The record is from RefSeq and is a predicted model, not a curated record. Gene Ontology annotation, molecular function: DNA binding; DNA-directed DNA polymerase activity; ATP binding. The transcript is spliced from 6 exons. Gene Ontology annotation, cellular component: DNA replication factor C complex; DNA polymerase III complex; nucleus. Gene Ontology annotation, biological process: DNA-templated DNA replication; DNA repair. Bases 569 to 3793 code for a protein of 1074 amino acids.